AUGAUGUCAACCAAGUCUAAAGGACCCGUAAUACAAGUCGAUCGUCUCAUUAUUGAUCCGCGAAAUCCAAUCCAACCGAAAUCAGUUCGUUCUGAUGUAUCACCUUCAUCGACAAUUAAAGAUUUUUUGAAGAAUAAUUCAUCUGAAGAAUCAUAUUUCUUUUUUCCAUCAAAUCGAAUACAAAUUGUUCGUUUAACACUUGAUGAUUUAAACAAGAGAGAAUCGAUUCUUUCUCCAAUUUAUGAAUCAAUUGAGGAACAACGAAAACUAUCAAAAUGA
This is a messenger RNA of Adineta ricciae, 279 nucleotides long. The record is from the annotation of a GenBank genome assembly. Lineage: Eukaryota; Metazoa; Rotifera; Eurotatoria; Adinetida; Adinetidae.